Bombyx mandarina (wild silkworm) is the source of this 2999-nucleotide messenger RNA. Its product is annotated as follistatin-A. The record is from RefSeq and is a predicted model, not a curated record. Gene Ontology annotation, biological process: anatomical structure development. Lineage: Eukaryota; Metazoa; Arthropoda; Insecta; Lepidoptera; Bombycidae. Gene Ontology annotation, molecular function: collagen binding; protein binding; calcium ion binding.
UGCACUUGCAGUGGCGGCUGGGCGCGCUCGAGCUCAGUCCGCGUCGACUCUCCGAUAGGGCAAGCAGCGGCGUCGGAUGUGUCGCGCGGCAUCGGUCGGCUACGGCGGCGGUGCAGCGGUCACUUGUUGCAGGAGGCGCGGCCGCGGGUGGGUGUGCGCGCACGUGCCGGCGCCGGGCCCGCACAGUGCCACGGCGGCCCGCGUCGAGCGCAGAGCGCCGCACGCGCCGGCAUGCGACGCCACCGGUAGCAUGCGGCUGCCCUUGCUGCCGCUGCUCGUGCUGCCGCUCGUGCUCGUGCGCCCGGCAGCAGCCGGGAUCUGCUGGGUGGGAAUGGACCGCGCCGGGCGCUGCAGUUCAGUGUCUGCGUUACGCAUGACCCGCGCUGAAUGCUGUACUGGGGCCUCUCGAUCUCCCGCCGCCUGGAGCCCCAAGGAUUACGAUAGCGGCGAAAUAUUCUUCUACAAGGUUCUCUCGGGAGGAGUACCGUGUAAUGCUUGUGCAGAAUCAUGUGCCGGAAUGUCUUGCGGCGCCGGACGCCGUUGCGUGGUGAGAGGCGGUCGCGCCAAGUGUGUUUGCGCGGCGUCGUGCCGCAGAGUGAGCGCGGUGUGCGGCAGCGACGGGCAGACUUACCGCUCGCUGUGCAAAUUACGCCGACAAGCCUGUCGCAAGCCAGCUAAGCACUUGGUCGUAGAUUACCAUGGACCUUGUCAAGACUCGUGCGAUGGCGUUCGUUGCGGUGGAGGCAAGCGGUGCAUUCAAGACGCAGAGUUUGGUGUGCAUUGCGUACGAUGUAGUACGUGCAAUGUUGCGGGUUCGCUCGUUUGUGCGGUCGACGGCAAAACUUAUGCGGGCACGUGCGCGCUUAGACGCGCCGCUUGUGAGCGUGGUCGCGCCUUGCCGCUGGCUUACAAAGGACGUUGCAUAGCGAACGCGACGUGUUCGAGUGUGUCUUGUUCGAGCGGGCAGCGCUGCGUGUCGGGCGGCGCGAGCGGCGUGCGCUGCGUGUCGUGCGGCAGGUGCGCCGGCGGCCGUCGCAAGCCGCUGUGCGGGUCCGACCGCCGCACCUACCCGUCCUGGUGCCGGCUGCAGCGGGCCACUUGCCGCGCUGGCCGGGUCGUGGACCCGCUGCAUCGGGGACCUUGCAAAGAAGCCGUAAACGUAACGGACAAUAUGAUGACUAAUGCGAGAGGUUUAAGCGCACUGGACAUGCACGUCCUAUAGUCAUAGACUCUUCUAGUUUUAGCGUACCAAGCUUCGUAGUCUAUUCAAUUUGCAAGUGAAACUGUAUUCGGCACCUAAGCUCUAUUGUAACAUUAACUAACAUCGUAAAAUUGAACAAUAUUGAUUAUCUUUGUUUACAACGACAUAGUAAUAUGCUUAGAGUCUAAGAACUAAGCGGCGGUAUAGAGAUAAACAAGGAGAGUUUUUUGAAUCAGUGCAGCGAGAUUAUGCAUAUUAUGUUUCAAACAAAUAACACCUCAGCUAUUCAGACGAUAAUAAAAAUUUCUCGUCAAUGGUACGUUCAAAAGCCAAGCUGUCUUUUCAGUUGUAAAACUCUUUUACGCGGAAACUUUCGUUUACAUUAGGUACGUAAAAAUGUUGUUUUAUUCUCGCUGUUAUGUUUAAUGUUUAUUAUAUUGUACUUAUUCGAAGAACUCUUCUAGUGUAAAUAAGUCUUUAUGCUGGAAUUAAAACCUAUCCGUCAAAAAAUACGUUGAAUACAUUAGUGUUUCAUAGCGCCAGGUAGUCAGUCAUCAAAGUGCCAGGUUAUGUUGAAUUUCCAUAACAAUGUAGUCAGUGUAGAUUUUAGAAAAAUCUGUCGAACCUGAUGCACCUUUUCGAUUUUUUAUAGAUAAAUAAUAAUUAUUAUUAUAUUAGUUUUAAUAACACUUACAUUAUUAAAAUUUUGAGCACCAAAUCGUACUUAAUAUUUAGUCAAAAUAUUAAUUUUAGGUAUGUACUGGUAGUUAGCACAAUGUUUGGAUAUUAAAUAUUUCUAACUUAAUGAUUACACUGUUAUUUCCAUAUUGUUGAAAGUCGCUGUACAAACGAAGCUCUUAUUGAUGAAAUGAUUGACACAUUCAUCGGACUGACAUAAAAUGUUCUUUUAAAAUUUUAAUUAACAUUUAGUUAUUUAAGACUUACUUCACGAAAUGCGGUUAAAGCUUAUGCAAUAUUUAUUAAUAAGUUAUGUGUAUGAUUUUAAGUGCAAUAAUUUUAUGAAAAAAAAAAAUUGUGAAAAUUAUGACAUUUAACAUGUUCUUGUUUUGUUUUUAGAUUUUUUUUUAUUAUUAAUUUUUUCCGUUUAAGCUGGAACGCGUAUUGCUUGUUUCGAUUCGGUUUUGAACACGUUCAGAAUGUUAUAAAAAUACGUUUUCAGUAUUAUGUCGAGAUAAGAUUUUAGGACUUUAAUUUUCGAAACUUUUUUACAUUGAAAAUGAAGUGGUUUUUUUUUUGUAGGCUGUAAGUAUAAUAAUAAUUUAUUGUUUAUUUUUUUUAAAUAUUAUUCAAAAUGUCUCCAAUUUUCAUGGAUGUGUGUAUGUGUGUUAAACCGAGGAAUUAAUUUGUGAAAAUGUAUGCAUUGGCGUUUUAUUUUUUUUCGUAUGUUUAAAAGUGUAGAAGGCGAACGUCAAAUGGAAAGGUAGACUGCGUAAGAACGUGAUGCCAAAUUUAAGAUUAGGAACAAAAAUUUUUUUUUUUUUUGUUGAAGCAUAAUUUUCAAACCAUGACAUUUCGUUUUAUUUGGAUAGGAGUCUUCUUUGGCUUCGAAAUUUUAUUUUUGUAUAUUUUUUUAGAUAGGUAGCAUAUUUUAAUAUGUUACGACGGUCCAUAGAGCAGUAAGCCACAAAACUAAAUUAACAAAUACGAUCUUAAUUGUGUACUUAAAACUUUCAUCAACAGGGAUAAAUUUGUACAUAGAAAAACGGUUCAAUUUUUUUAAAAUCAUUUCCAUCAGUUGAAGCCCCAUCGAACUUUUCAACUGUAUCGAACAGCUUAA